GGUGGGGGAGUCAGAAGGGGGCAGUCUGAACCCCAGGAAUGUGGGUGAAGAGGCUGCUGCUCCAAAGCCAGGCUGUUCAGGAGCUGGGGGCCAGGGCCUAAUGCCCCAUGUCCCAGCAGGAGCUGCUAAGCCAGCCAGCAAGGGGAUUAGCGGGCUGAGCAAUCCGCCUUCCUUCAGGUUGAUGCCAGAAUGUCGGUGCUGUCUCCCUAGCUCCCCGCCAGGGGCCUUGCUGGCCAGCAGCCAGCUCCUGCCCAGCCCUAAAGGGCUCUUCUAUCUUCUGUUUCCCCCUCAUUUCCCAAACAAUCCACAGUACCUAUUCCCUGGCCUAGUUCCCCCACUUUUGACACACACAACUCCCAGGUACCCAGGACCCCCUCCCCAAUACCCCAUCUCUAAGCCUAGCCUCCCCACAUGUGGCCAAAGAGCACUUGCCAAAAAGUUCUCCAUGAUGUCUAACUCUAGUUUUGCCUGCAAGAAAUUGUAAGUCCUUUUCCACUCUACCCUAAAGUCAGAAGACAGAAAACCCCACGGGUCAGAUUACAAGAGCAAAGUCCACCAUCCCAGGGGUGGUGCUUGGGUUAGGGAUUAUGAGAAAUUUAGGGCACUUGAUUCAGGUUUCUAAAGGGGUUUCCCUGGGUAGAAAGGCCUUGAGGGAAGAUGGGUCGCUCCUCCUGGCCCCUCCUUUAUCUAUCCCUGGGGGCGGGGCAGUGAUACCCACCUGGGCCACGGGCCCCGCCCCCCACCCCCAGAGGGCUGGGCAGAAGCUUUGCUGGGGACCCUGCUCAGGCUUUGCGGCUGCUGUGGGCGGGCUCUGGCCUUUUCCAGCCCCCGGGCCUCCCCUACAUUCUGGAGUCCAGAGCCACUGCUUUUGCUGUUGCUGCCGCUGGCCACCACCUCUCCUUCUCUGCCUCUGACCCUCCCUCUGACUGCUCCCCCACCCAGCUGCCCCUCCCACCUGGCGAUGACCACAGCGCCCCCUGGGACCCUGGCCCAGCUCUGAGCCCUGGGACCCCCUCCGUCCCCUCCCUUGGGCAAUGGCCAACUCGGGCCUCCAGCUCCUGGGCUACUUCCUGGCCCUGGGUGGCUGGGUGGGCAUCAUUGCCAGCACCGCCCUGCCGCAGUGGAAGCAGUCCUCUUACGCCGGCGACGCCAUCAUCACUGCUGUGGGGCUCUAUGAAGGGCUCUGGAUGUCCUGCGCCUCCCAGAGCACUGGUCAGGUGCAGUGCAAGCUCUAUGACUCCCUGCUCGCCCUGGAUGGUCACAUUCAGUCGGCUCGAGCCCUGAUGGUGGUGGCUGUGCUCCUGGGCUUCGUGGCCAUGGUCCUCAGUGUCAUAGGCAUGAAGUGCACAAGGGUCGGAGACAGCAACCCCAUUGCCAAAGGCCGUGUGGCCAUCUCUGGUGGUGCCCUCUUCCUCCUGGCUGGCCUCUGCACUUUGACUGCUGUCUCCUGGUAUGCCACCCUGGUGACCCAGGAGUUCUUCAACCCAAGCACACCUGUCAAUGCCAGGUACGAAUUUGGCCCAGCCCUGUUUGUGGGCUGGGCCUCAGCUGGCCUGGCCAUGCUGGGGGGUUCUUUCCUCUGCUGCACAUGUCCGGAGCCUGAGAGAGUCAACAGCAGUCCGCAGCCCUACCGGCCUGGACCUUCCACUGCUGCCCGCGAACCCAUUGUUAAAUUGCCCGCCUCCGCCAAGGGCCCCCUGGGUAUGUAAUGUCCAGUCCCCAGCCAGCCUCUGUUCCUUGCUGCACCUAGAUUGUGUUUGGUAUUUUUUUGGAAAGAGACGUGAACAUUCAGCC
This is a messenger RNA of Nycticebus coucang (slow loris), 1794 nucleotides long. RefSeq names its product claudin 19 (gene CLDN19). NCBI's taxonomy places the organism in Eukaryota, Metazoa, Chordata, Mammalia, Primates, Lorisidae. The coding region runs from base 1035 to 1709 and encodes 224 amino acids. The record is from RefSeq and is a predicted model, not a curated record. Gene Ontology annotation, molecular function: structural molecule activity. Gene Ontology annotation, cellular component: plasma membrane; bicellular tight junction. Gene Ontology annotation, biological process: cell adhesion; bicellular tight junction assembly. The transcript has 5 exons.